Messenger RNA from Cyanidioschyzon merolae strain 10D, 384 nucleotides. RefSeq lists its product as hypothetical. The coding region runs from base 1 to 384 and encodes 127 amino acids. The transcript has a single exon. The record is from RefSeq and is a predicted model, not a curated record. Lineage: Eukaryota; Rhodophyta; Bangiophyceae; Cyanidiales; Cyanidiaceae.
AUGGCAAAGAAUGUGAAUGAUCAAACAGAGCUCCGGAUCGGACACGAGGGGAACCAACAGAUAGAGGCCCUGCUCAAAGAGCGGAACGAACUCUCCGAGGCACUCGCACAGACACAGGCCCAGCUUGCUGCAGCGCUCAUGCGGGUCGAGGCCGCAACUCGUGUGAUAGAACGCCUCCUUCGUGAACGCCAACCACUGCCUCAGGAAGAGUCGAGCCCAUCACCGUCACCUACUUUAUCGAAAGAAUCCGUGGGUGCGGCAGAGCCCGCGUCAUCGACGACGAGUCGCGCAGGGUCCAACACCCGUGGCCGUCGUACCCGGAGCUGUGUGCGCCGCGGAGGUUCCUUCCAGGACCUACCGGAGCGCUCCGCUAAAAAGCGAUGA